Messenger RNA from Lolium perenne, 1037 nucleotides. Its product is annotated as peptidyl-prolyl cis-trans isomerase FKBP16-4, chloroplastic. Gene Ontology annotation, molecular function: peptidyl-prolyl cis-trans isomerase activity. Gene Ontology annotation, cellular component: chloroplast thylakoid lumen. The record is from RefSeq and is a predicted model, not a curated record. NCBI's taxonomy places the organism in Eukaryota, Viridiplantae, Streptophyta, Magnoliopsida, Poales, Poaceae.
GGUUGGAAAUUCAGAGGCCACGAACGUGAAGUCAUCCAACCCAGAAAAUAUCCAAAACAAAUCAAUGGAGCUCUCUUCCGUCCUACCCUCCCUGUCCCCGCGCAGCGCCCUCCCCCUCUCCCUCUCCCCCGCGGCCAAGACGGUUCGGCGGCCAGCCGCCUUCGCCUGCCGCUGCUGCCGCUCGGACACUUCCCCGGAAGGGACAACCACCCGGCGAUGGUUCGCCUCGCUAGCCGCCGCCACCGCAGCCGUCGGGAUUGGCGUCGCCGGAGGAGGGGAAGCCGGCGCCGUGUCGACCAGCAGGAGAGUUUUCAGGAGCUCUAAGAUUCCGGAGAGCGAGUUCACCACUCUGCCUAAUGGCAUCAAGUACUACGACAUCAAGGUCGGAGGUGGGGCUAAAGCUGUUAAGGGAUCCCGUGUCGCAGUACAUUACGUGGCCAAGUGGAAGGGCAUAACAUUCAUGACAAGCAGGCAGGGUCUCGGUGUCACUGGUGGAUCGCCGUAUGGGUUUGAUGUUGGCAAUUCCGAAAGAGGCAAUGUUCUAAAGGGAUUGGACCUAGGGGUUGAGGGAAUGAAAGUUGGUGGCCAAAGGUUGAUCAUAGUUCCUCCUGAGCUUGCUUAUGGAAAAAAAGGCGUUCAAGAAAUUCCUCCUAAUGCAACUAUUGAGCUGGAUGUUGAACUACUGUCAAUCAAACAGAGUCCAUUUGGGAGUCCUGUGAAGAUCGUUGAAGGAUAAGUUGUGCAAUUGUCUUCUUUGAUUCCAGUAUGCGAUUAUAAUACAUUUUUCCGAUGUAAACAGGAAUGUAUAUACACAUUUAUCAAAAGAAGUCACAGUAAUCAACCAAAAUGUAAAGUGAAAGAGAAAAGGGAGCCCUAAAAGGAGUAAAUAUUCAUCUUUUAAAGGAAGAUGCUAUAUUUAUUCCUGUAGACAAGCCUUGUCUGUGUAUUAUGAGUUGGUCUAUGUUUCGGGUUACCUGCCUGAAUACUCUUUCUUCGCACAAUUUACUAUUAGUGCUUAUAUACAGUUAUCUACCAUA